Messenger RNA from Echinops telfairi (small Madagascar hedgehog), 10510 nucleotides. RefSeq names its product proline rich 14 like (gene PRR14L). The coding region runs from base 1 to 6366 and encodes 2121 amino acids. The record is from RefSeq and is a predicted model, not a curated record. NCBI's taxonomy places the organism in Eukaryota, Metazoa, Chordata, Mammalia, Afrosoricida, Tenrecidae. The transcript is spliced from 8 exons.
AUGCUGUCAUCCGGAGUAGAGAUUCAGCCAGUUCCACUUGAUUCCUCCAUGUCUGCUGUGGUACAGGAAUUAGACUCUGAACUCCCAGUAAGUGUCUCCAAAGAGCUUCAUGCUGAUUCUGAGCCAAAUGGGAUUCCACAUGUAAAACCCAGAGCCUCGAGGGCUCGUUUGAGUCAGAGUAGGACAUUACCUCUGGAACAGCAGAGGACUCGUGUGAAAAGUUGUGAAGAAAACUCUGAGACCUUGGAUGAUGGGGGUGAGCCUGGGAGGUGUGGGAUGGUGGACUCCACAGCAGGAGGUGCUAUGGCGUCUGUGAUCUUGGAUAGGGAAGCGAAAACCAAGAACAUGGAGCUAAAGGUCUUCAGAAAUCCAGGGAACCAGGAUGAAAUGAUAAGAAACAUCUGUGAGGGAGCAAAGGAAGACCCAAGUCAACCUUCAGCAACCGACGAAGAAAAGAUCACAAGUCAGGAAGAAUUCUUGGUGCAAUCAAGAAAAGUUUUAUGCACGGACCUCCCUGAAGACUUUCUAAGGAGCAAAGGAAAUGUACAGAUUAUAACUAAAACUCUGCUAAAAUCCAUGGAAAAAGUGCAAGGUAUGAAGGUCAAGGAGACGAAGAAGGAUGAUAAUGAAGGACACAAGCAUGGCAAUGAGAGUGACGGUCUCACAGCUGGAUGCAGCCAAUACCCAGAACCAAACAAAAUCAUGACCAGUGAUGAAGUUUCAGAAACCAGCACGUUAGUUUCCCCAGAUUCUUUAACCUUUGUGGACCCUCGAUUAACAGAAGCAACUUCUAAAGAAGAAGAAUGUGAAGAAUUAAAACCUUGUUCUUCUUCAUUGUCAUUGCCAGAGAACAGUGCCAUUUCCAAAGUAGACCAUGGGAAGGAAAAGUUGUACAAAUUAAACCAUGACUGUGAAGCAGAUGACAAUCACCAGCAGAUUCUUGACCACCAUAGUGACAAACGAAGUUCUACCCAUGAAAGCCCCAUGGCCAUGAGCAGUGUAGUUGUAGAGCCCUUGAAAGAAGGUUCUAAAGUUUCAUAUUUGCCAUCACACUCGUCUGAUCUAGAAUCUGGAACAAUAUCCCUAGAAGACUUUGGUUCAGAAAGUGAUAUUUUAAUGAAGGGAUCUGCUAAAAAGACUAACACUUCUCAUUUUAAUCAGGAUGAUCUUAGCACAGACUUGGCUUCCAGAAAGGAACAUGAAGAACAGCUUUUGAGCUCCAGGAGUGAAAUGGAGCUAUGUUCUCUUAAUAACCCUAAGCAACCAGAGAAGGAUGCUAGUGGUCAUUGUUCUGAUGAAAAAGAGACUGUUGAGCCCCCCCCAAAAAACAUCAAUAACUAUCACAUUCAAGGUAGUGUCCAUAAAGAAAGCGCUAGUUCUUUAAUGGUCAACUCUGUCACUGAAGCCACAAAAGUAACAUUAAAAGAAAGUGAUUUGAGUAUCACUACAGACAUUCAAGGAAGCUUGACAAACCAUGAGAACCAUAGAGAAACUUUUGCUAAUAUUAGCCAUCCGGGCAAACAGUACCAAGAAAGCAAUUUUGCCCCAUUGAUACAGAUUGAAGAGCCAGAGCAGCCAACCACUAUAGAUCCCAAAAUGUUAAGUGGAAAGCGUGAUAGUAAAGACACGAACUCUUUAGUCAGUAUCCAGCAGAAUCUGGACAGUAGCGCGCAUUUAAAUGAAACAUUGUGUAGUGAAUUUCACUUUAAAAGAAAAACCCUUGUGAACCAGUUACGUCCUCUAAAUGAGCUAUCAAAACUCAAGAAUGAUACUAUUCAGUUACCAACACUCCUAGAUUUUGAUAACAGGCCUGAGUCAGAAAAAACUGCUCCGACCUCCGAGGGUAGUCCACAUUCAGAUGAGCAGAGCCGUGCUUGCGCAGUGAAUGGACUUUCCUGUACUGAUGAACUAGCUGUAAGCACAGAACGUGAAUGUGUAUUAAAUCAACAAGUGUCCCUUAAUUCUGGAGACCAUGUGAAGCUGCCAACUGACUGCAUACUAAAUAAAAACAAAGAGAUUCCUAGAGCAAUGGGUGAGGAUUUCUAUCAGACCCAUCUUCGUCCAUUAGAGGACAGAGCACAUGCCAUCACUGAUACCCAAACCAUUCCCAUUAAGACUAGAAUGAAAGACAUCUCUCUACUAGGUGACAAAACCUGUGGUGCCUCCUCUUCAAACAAUUCCAACUUCAACAGGAAGCCAGGAAACCGAGAAAGGAAAAAAGGAAUGACCAAUGCAGGAAGAAAUUCCAGGCUUCUCUCAAAGAAGCAAGAAGUGACUGUGUUCCUGAAAGAGGUCGUGGUCAGGGAAUGCCAAAACGCUCCAUCCCAGGAGAAAAACAGCAGUGGGUGUGCAAGUGAAAAUGUGCCAGAGGCGGCCAUGUGUUCCACUUGCCCUACUUUGGAGCCCAGCAAAAUCAUCCCGAAUGCCGAAGGUUCUUCGAUGACAAAAUGUGAAAAUGCACUUCAGCCCAGUGUUCAUCACUCCCAAGUGAAGGAGCCAGAGAAUUCCAUGGCAAGUAGUGCUCAUAAAGUGAGUUACACAGAGGAAAGGGAACUGGGAGGGCGAGAAGCUAAAGGUAACAUUGAAGAAGACAAAGUCGGAAAGGAAAUUACAGCAGGCACAUUAAAUAAUGGAGCCCUAAACAAAACCAUUUGUGCAACCAGUUACAUCAAACACGACGAGGAAGUAAUGGAAGGAAAGAGGCAGAAGCCACCCGAUUCGGCUGUCUUUUGUAAGCAUAGCAUUUCUGAUUGUGUUAUACAAGGACUCAACCAAUCUGUAGACAUUCCAAAUCCUGAAAAACUGUUGGACCAGUCCCCUAAUUUAUUGCCCAGUUUUAAGAGCAUGACACAACCAGAAGGACCUCCAGGCCAGAAGGAAGGUGAAGUCCUUGACUGCCAGAGGAACCAAAGCAGACCAGAUGCAUGGAGAAAGGAAGAGAAACCAGCUAAGAAUACCCCGGAUGGUGAGCAGAAAGAGACUGCCACAGAGCCUAGCAGCGAGGGAAGCCACAAUCAAAAGGCUCUGAUGACGGGUUCAGGCAAAAAUAGCUCGCCCUCUUUUAGUACUCCAAAGAAAGUUGAUUCUAAAGGUGACUUUGAAAAUAAUCCUGCUUGUAAAGACUUCACAGACAGCAUGGUAGACCCUAUCUACAAAGACUUGAUUAAUAAGCCUGCAGAAGGCAUGCUGGGUGGAAAGGCAGCUGUUACACUUGACGACAACAGUGCAAGGCAAGAUAAACCAGCAUUCAGUAAAACCUCAAGAUGUGCUUUGUCUCCGCAAGGAGCGCUCCAUGUUGCACAUACAGGAAAGCAUGACCAGACUUCAGAUACCCACUGUGCUACUUCGUCUCCAGUGGACUCUCUUGCAAUAAAAAAAUCACGUGAAGAGAAAGUAGGCCUAUCUUUUCAAGGUUGUGAAAUGAAAUUAUGUAUCGACUCUUGUGCUCAUGAGCCAACUACCGGGGUAUUGGAUAGAGUGAAUGUGUCUUUAAAUUGUGUUCAUCCUGAAGAGAACGUUAAAGAAGCAUCUCUGGAAGAAAUGCACGUCACGGACAAAGGAUCAAGACUAGAAAUUAAUUCUGUGUUUGACAAAGACAAUUCCUUUGGGAUUUCUUCGAAGGAUUUGAUGUAUUCUAGAUGCCAAGAUGAGACCUCUACCCCCCAGGGCAAUCUAUGCUCCAUUCAUAGAAUGCCUUCAUCUCUGUCUUCCCAAGACGUUUCUGAAAGUAAUGUAAAUAAUCCAGGUGGGAAAACAGACUUAAAAGACCCCACAAUCCUGUCUGAGAAGAAGGAAAGACCCUCAAGGGAUAUGAGUAGACCUAGUGAAGGAGCCACUACACACAUCAGGGUAAAAAAGGGUAUGUCAAAAGUUUGUCACCCUGAUGAUAGACCCUUGCCGUUAACAUUGGAAACAGAAGCUAACGUGAAAAAGGAGAAAGUUAAGUGUGAGCCAAUGGGACAUAAAACUGUGGGGGAUCCAUCUGAAGAGAGGAUGGCUAGAGAAGAUGGUGAUAUUGAUAAUAUGAACCCGAUGUCUCAUAUCCACUUUAAAUGCAACAGAACGCUUGGUGAUGCUGAAGAACAACACAGGAAGGUUUCAGACAAGCAGUUGCAAAAAGAAGAGGAAUGUGUGCAUCACACAGAAACACAUGCUGUUCCGGAACAGUGCACACAAUCUAAUAGGUUGUCUGAUAAGGUGCAAAACAAGAGCCCACCCAAGGAUUACAAAGAUGAGGCCACACUGAUGAAAAAAAUCCCUGUAGCAAAGAUGACCAAGGCCAACACGGCUGCAUGGUCUCAGAAGUUGAAAGACCCAAAGGUGGAAAGCGUGUAUUGUCCAUUGAGCAAGAUCAUCGAGAUGUCUGCAGGCUCUUGCCUUCCUGGCACCCACCAGAAAGCACAAGACCCCCGUCCUGUGGGGUAUGAUGUGAUCCCUGGUGCCUUUGGGAACACUUCACAGCAGAAAGGAGCGUUUCCUAUAAAGAAGCAGCCCCAUCGAUCAUGUAAAAGAGUUUCUUGUCAGGAUCAAGUCCAAGUGGCAAGAAAACGAAAUAACACCAGAAAUCCCGCCUUGUUAAAGAGUUCCUCAGAAACCAUCCCAAAAGAACACAGACUGCUCAGCUCAUGUGCUAGGUCUGUACCUGCACAAUUACCUGAAACAGUAAUGUCCAAGAGCUUACUUGACCACAUACCAAAGCAGAGGGCUACUCGCUGCCAUCUCUUGAGGAGCCUGAACUUCAGGAAGCCUACCAAAGAAUCAGCCUUACUAAGCAAGCUGUCCAUCCUUGCCCGUAAACUGGUCCCAGCCACGAAAACCCAGAAAGUGAGAUACUGGCAUUGUUCCUCCGAACUACUUCCAGUGGCGAAAAGCUACAAGCGGCUGAGAUAUAAAAGGUUCCUGGAUGGAUUUUCAUAUAAUACAAUGCAGGUGAAUCCAUAUAUGGCAGCUAAUAGAUGGGAUAAGAAGCCUAACAGUAAGCCUAUGGCACUUUACUCUCUUGAAGCCAUCAAAAUGAGCUUCAUAGAUCUGAGCAACAAGAUGCCGUCCCUGUUGGGUGGUGCCGAAAUCCUUCCGAUAUACUUCCAUGUGAACUCAGGUUCGGAUUGCGUGGCCGAGGCCGCCAGGACUUUCCCUGAGCACUGUGCCCCAACAAGGCUUGCCUUAGGAGAGGCCCCCAGGUGCCCAUCUCAACCUCCCAAGUGGACCUUCUCUUUCUUCUUCUCCCACGGUGGUUCUGGGACGGCCACAUUCAGGGAAGACCCUGGCCUCCAGAGUCAGGCCUGCUCCCAGGCUCCUCCAGCUCCGCUCCAAGACUCUGGUGGCACUGCCAUUGUCCAGACCAGAGCAGGUUUCUCAGUCUUUGGCCUUCAUACACUGUUAGCACUUUGUUCCCCUGGAUGUUACCGGAUCUGGACAAAAAAACGGAACUUCUCCAGCCACAUGCCUACCAUACAAAGGUUCUUCAUGACACAGUUUACACAGGGCUUGAAGGGGUUAAGGUCUCCUGCAUCCAUAGCAGACAAAGUCUUCUGUUCCCUGCCCUACUCAGUGGGCAGGGUGCUGUCCAUUUGGAGCCAGCAUGGCCCUUCUGCCUGCCCCCUGGAAAUCUCUGCUCUUCAUUCUAAUUACAGCAAGUGGCAGCCAAGUCUGGGCCCUGCAAGCAGCCACACCCUGUUACCAUAUGUGCCUCUUCCAGGCAUAGAAGCUGCAUGUAGCACCAGAAGCAACCCGAUAAGGCUAGAGCCUUCCUUCUCUGCCUUGGUACCAAAGCCUUGCGUGGUAACAGAGACAGCUGUCAGCAACCUACUGCUUUCAGCCUCUGCGUUCCAGGUCUCUGGAUUCGAUGAGCUGGAUGGUAUGACAGCAGUGUGCCCCCGACCCCAGAGCAGUCCUCCAGAACAGAAAGAGGCUGAACCAGAGAAGAGGCCAAAGAAAGUGUCACAGAUUCGCAUCCGGAAAACCAUUCCUAAACCAGAUCCUAAUCUUACCCCCAUGGGCCUACCUCGACCCAAAAGGUUAAAGAAGAAAGAGUUUAGUUUAGAGGAAAUCUAUACCAACAAGAACUAUAAGUCCCCUCCUGCAAACAGGUGUUUAGAAACCAUCUUUGAAGAGCCUAAGGAACGAAAUGGUACACUAAUCUCAAUCAGUCAACAAAAGAGGAAGAGAGUUCUAGAAUUUCAAGAUUUUACAGUCCCGCGGAAGAGACGAGCCCGAGGAAAAGUCAAAGUGGCAGGCAGCUUUACCAGGGCCCAGAAGGCAGCCCUGCAGAGUCGAGAAUUGGAUGCGCUUUUAAUACAGAAACUUAUGGAACUGGAGACCUUUUUUGCCGAGGAAGAGGAACAGGAGCGAUCAUCGAGUUGUUGAGAAGCAAUUCUGUUGAGGGUUCUCAAUGUUGGUUUUCUGCACCUCGUUGAAAGAGGUUGCCCAAUUUUGCCCUACUACUCAAACCACUCAAGAUGUUUCGUCCGUGGAUUUUUGCCCGUUUGAAGGUGCAAACUUUUAGUGACUGGGAAAGGAGGGUCCUCUACUUCUACUGCUGAGUGUAGAACCUCAGGAAUGCUCCCUGUUUUUCUAGAAAUGGUCCUGAAUGACAUCUGCCCUCCAUUUCCCCAUCUCUGCCACCCACCGGAGGAGGAAGCAACAGGUCUUAAGUAACACUAAGAUUGCAAGGACUCCUUUGCACGUCCAUAUGAACGUUUUGUUUACGGUGGUGCUAGACCAAGAUUAAUUAGAAAUGUGGCCUAAGGAGGUAGACCUGGCGUCCUUCCCUUUGGGAUCACACUGGCUCAUUUUAGUGGUCGAGGAAAGCUGUUGUGUUUUCUAAUCCUUUGAGUCCUUUAGCCCAGAGUCUGGGAGGCAUGUGCUUGGCUUUCCCGUCGUCUCUGGCCCCUCGGUGACUGCAUCACUCGUGCCAGGAGCCCUUCCAGGUCUCAUUUGAAGUCGGUUGCACUUUUCAAUGUCGUAGUGAUGAUGACUUUAUUCAUUUUUUCCCAGCCUCCCCCACCCUUUUUAAAGAUGUAUUAUUACUGCUGCAUGUUUAGAGCCUUUAAAUGUGAUUUUUUUUUAAUGCAUUGAGGAGAACAGGACAUGUCUUAAGAAUCUUUGAUAAACAUUUGAUCCAGUUUUUAGUGCAUGAUAUGGGACAAUAGAUCUUUUCCCAUUUACAUGUUUUAACUGAUCCCUACCCAUCUCCAACUCCUAGUAUCUCUCGUUGAGGGAAGUACAUUUUUCAUCUGGGUUCUCAUUCUUGUCCCCUAAGUACACGCGUUGAUUGUUAUGACAUAAGAAAGAGCAGGUUUGUCUCCCAGUCGUUUUUGUAAAAACACUUAAGAUUGGGUGUGGUUUUAAUAGGCCUUAUGUGAAAAGAAUGUGUCACAAAGUUGGAUGGUAAUAAAAUCCAGCCAUAAGCGUGUGCACCUGGCAGAGCAGCUUGCUCCAAGAGUGGGGCGGGGGGCAGGGAGGGAGGUGAGUGUUGACUCAGAUCCAAUAAGCUAUUCUCGAGUGGAAUCAUGACAUACCACAACCAACCCUCUUUGAAGAUAGGUCGCUGUACUCUGGAUUCCUGUGUCAGGCCCACUGGAAGUUGUGAAGAAUGCCAGUUAGCAAAGUGUCUGCUUAUUGUGCCUACAGGAAUGUUUGGUCAGAAGGAUGCUGUGUGGUUCAGAGGCCCAGAAGUCUCAUUCCUUUCCACUGAAUCCCCGUGUGCCCUUGCCCUGCUCCCCUCUUCUCCGUCCUUGUAUUUUAUCUUCUCUCGCUCACUCAUCCUCAAACAAGAGCUCAGAGAAUGAGCAUCCCUUGACUGGUGAGCCGCAGACACAGCCGCCACCUUUUCCCUUCCUUUGGGAGCCCCUCCCUGCUGGGGAGCUGGGAAAGCCUCAGAGAUGUGCUCAGUCAGUCUGUUGGAGAAGAGCGAGGUGCCGCCCUGGAAUGGUGGCAUCUCUCCUGGGUGUCCUUUUCCCCCCAUCUGUUAGUGGGUGGGGUCUUUGUGUGCCUUUACUUUGCAGAUUGACAGCCUAUGCCAUACUGGAGCAACUGACACGCACAGAAAAAUAGAAGAAAAAGUGCCACAUCUGUCUUUCAGGCUCAUUGCCUCAGACACAGUGUUAGGAUAACUGAACUAGAAUCUCGGUAAGCUACAGAGUCUUCUACGGCCCCAGCAAAUUGGAUUAGAAGAGAGUACAGUGUCCACACUGGCUCCAUUUGAUGCUCACCCGGUUCUGCCUUACCAGACUGUGUAGACAUUAUCCGUGGUCCACCGCCGUACCCUUCCCGUCCUGGCACAGAGCUCCGACACACUCACUGUUCCUCUGUGCCUUUUUGCAUUGGGAGGGAAAUGAGUACGCAUGUUGUGGUACCCUUGGGCAGAUAUUUGAGGGACCCUCUCUGCUGGGCAGCUUGCUCAUUUUACCAGGCAGUUGACAGAUGCAUAUUUUGCUCAUUGCCAAUGCAGAGAGGUCAACGAGGUGAGCACCGUGUCAUUCGGCAGACUGAGGUUGAGGUGGGCCAGCUGGCGUAUCGCCAGUAUUGCAGAGGUGAUCAUUUCGAAUUCAUUCCUUAGAGAUGUGGUCAUUGAAAGGGCCGAGAGCAGUGGCUUUAACCUUGGCUCUGGGAGUGAAGGCUGAGGGACAUGGAGACCUUAGGAAACCAGGAGCAGUGAGUGAUCUGUAACAUUGGCAUCUGGGAAGAAGGGAAAUGGUGAUCUAAGGAAACCCUACCAAUCCUUCCUUGUCUGGAGGGGAGAAGCUGCGCUGGGGCUUUUUCAUAUGUUUUAAGUGGUCCCUUCCUCAUCUCCAACUUCUAGUGUAAGUCAUUGGGAGAAGGUGUCUCGAGUCUCUAGCCCAAAGUUGAGAAGGCUUCCAUUACAAACUUGAAAUUACUUACCUGAAGCUGAUCCAUCAGGUUAUAGCUGUGCUCUGCCACACCUGUCUUAACUUUUCCAGUAUAGCCAUUGACCUAUUCAGCCACCGUGCUGUCGCUGGUCCCUUGAUGCCAGUCUGUGGUGGUGCCUGCCCACUGGGGGAGACGUUUGUCACUUGCUGGCCUCCCACCUGCCCAUAGCUACAAGAGUUUUGGUUUGGGGGUGCAAGUUGGUAUUGCGACGUCCCAUCCCAGGUAGUAACUUACUUAACUAUAGCUUACCUCCAGAGGUUUAGUGUUUUUUAAUAUAGGAAAGAGGAGAAAUCUCAGGUCCAAUCAGGGUUCAUCAUCUGUUCAUCAAAAUAGCUUUUUUUGUUUUGUUUUGUUUUGCUUUUAGGUUUAUAUUUCACUUCCUGCACACACACUGAUUUUUCUUUCCUCCCCCCCUCCUCCCCCAUCCCUGCCCCCACCUUUUGGUCUCCUUCCAACUUCAUUUCUCCAUUCGUUGAGUGUACCUCAUCACCCGUGAAAGCAGAUUGUUGUCCACUUUUUCUUGCUGACCUUACUCUUAAGCGCUUCACUGAGGGAGGUGCAGUGGAAAGACACGUAGUGUUUGCCUUACUCAGAGCCUGAAGAGCUCAGAAACUCAUGCUGUGAAUCCCAAAAUUCAGUGCUCCUCCUAGAGCUGUGAAAAUCAUGACACUUUGUCACAAUUUUGCCUGAAAGGAUCUUUCGUAUGGGUGCCAGAGCCCACCUGAGCUCAAUUCCAAAUCCCACUCUCCGGGCACCUUACUUGCACCACGGCUUCUCCCCACCCUCCUGCCCCCUGACCGAGGGCAGCACAGAAGGGCAGAACUGCAGCCACAGAGCUGGGGCCUUGGUGCUGACUGAUGAGAUGCAGAGCCAGCACUCCAGUUCCGGGCUGUGUUUUCAUCUUUCGUAACCAAUACCAUGUUUAUUAAGAUCCACGAAAGACCAAUUUUUAGGCAGUGAUACUUGUCUCCCCUUUCUAGGGGAUAAAGUAUGUAGUUGGUGCUUUCUUUGAUUUCCUUACAGAUUUUGUUUUGCUUUGUGUAUGUAAGCUUUCCCCAGUAUCAUGAAAAGGCUCUGUCAGUACAUUUGGGUGGCUGUAUCCCAAGUAUGAAAUAUUGUCCAGGAGUGUGGAGUAUUGUUUCCUGGGUUCAUGAAAGCAAAGGACUCCAUGCCAGAACUGAAUUUAUUAAGCUGAAUAAUGAAGAGGCAUAAUUUUAACAAAAUCAAAGUUUAAUAGCCACAAAUUGAGCAGUGAAGUUAUUUUGACUGUAAAGUGGGGGGUCCCUAUAGCUUACUGUCUAGCACAGCAUACGCUUAAAUUUUAUGCUUGUUAAUUGUGUAUUUUCACAAGUCCCUCUCUGGUGCUGAAUUGGAUUUGAAUUCUUGAUGAGAGCCCUCAGCAUCUCCUUGGGCUGGUCUGGGCCAGUAAAUAGCUGCCUGAAGUAAUUAUAUAUUAUCAUGGUCAAUAGUUCAGUGACAUUUGUACAUUUUUGGUAACAUUGGUAAACAUGAUACCCCUGCGAUUUAUUUUCUGUUUGGUAGUUUGUGACUGACUCUAAAAUCCCCACUGUUCUGUGUGUUAAUUUAUGAAAUAAAUUUUUUUAAGCCUUUCAAAUAA